This is a messenger RNA of Pogona vitticeps (central bearded dragon), 2315 nucleotides long. Lineage: Eukaryota; Metazoa; Chordata; Lepidosauria; Squamata; Agamidae. The record is from RefSeq and is a predicted model, not a curated record.
UUCCCGGAAGUGUCUGAUUUCUGAGUCUGGUUUGCCGUGAUGGGUGUAAUUGAGUAUAUAGCCUGUGCAAGGAGGAGAUAAACUCUGGAUUGUGCACCGUCCCAUCCUAUAAACAGUCUUCUUUACAAAAGCAACCUGCUCCAUUUCUUCACAAUGUGUCUGGAUGAAGAAUUCCUUUAGCUUUUAUAGAAACAAGAAUAUUUGUGUGGAACACAGUGCCGAAUCAACAGUUAAUUUUGGACACUGUUCUAAUACUCAGGUUUCAAUGUUGACACUUACAGCUUUCCUGAAAUAUGUCUGCACUUGUGAACAGAGCACUGUAUCUUUGCCUUAGACGUCAGGGAACACACAAUGCUUUUGUCUGUUCAUAUGUUACUUCAGGGAUAGAAAAACCUGCUGCUCAUCAUGUUACAUUCCUCAGGCGAUAUGGCUCUGAGAGUGGCAAGGAUGUGGUAGAUAUGUCAGUGUUUCCAGCUGAAAAUAUCAGAAAUUUUAGUAUAAUAGCUCAUGUAGAUCAUGGCAAAAGUACUCUAGCAGAUAGGCUGCUGGAGAUAACAGGAACAAUUGCUAAAACUGAGCAUAAUAAACAGGUACUGGAUAAACUGCAAGUGGAGCGGGAAAGAGGAAUCACUGUUAAAGCACAGACUGCCUCUCUCAUUUAUAAUUAUGAAGGAACAAACUACCUCUUAAAUCUCAUUGAUACACCUGGCCAUGUUGAUUUUAAUUAUGAAGUAUCAAGAUCGUUGUCAGCUUGCCAAGGUGUCCUGCUGGUAGUGGAUGCAAAUGAGGGUAUUCAAGCCCAAACUGUAGCAAAUUUUUUUCUUGCAUUUGAAUCACAACUCGCUAUAAUUCCUGUUAUAAAUAAGAUUGAUCUAAAGAAUGCGAAUCCUGAGAGAGUAGAAAAUCAAAUUGAAAGAGUAUUUGAUAUUCCGAGAAAAGAGUGCAUUAGGAUUUCUGCUAAGCUUGGAACAAAUGUUGAAAAAAUACUUCAGGAAGUUAUUGAAAGGAUCCCUCCACCCCAGGCUAGCAUACACGAUCCAUUAAGGGCUUUGGUGUUUGACUCUACUUUUGAUCAGUUCAGAGGGGUGAUUGCUAACAUAGCACUGUUUGGUGGAGAGAUCCAUAAAGGCCAAAAGAUAACAUCGGCUUACACAAAAAAGAUUUAUGAAGUUAACGAAGUGGGAAUUCUGAGACCUGGUGAGCAGCUAACGCAUAAACUAUAUGCUGGCCAGGUUGGCUAUCUUAUUGCUGGAAUGAAAGAGAUUACAGAAGCUCAAAUAGGAGAUACAAUCUAUUUACAUAACCAACCAGUGGAACUAUUUCCUGGAUUUAGAUCAGCAAAACCAAUGGUUUUUGCAGGAAUGUACCCAGUGGACCAGUCGGAAUAUAACAACCUGAAAAGUGCUUUAGAAAAAUUGAGACUUAACGACUCUAGCGUCUCUCUCCACCGUGAUAGUAGCCUUGCCUUGGGAGCAGGAUGGAGGUUGGGGUUCCUUGGCCUUUUGCAUAUGGAAGUUUUUAAUCAGCGCUUGGAGCAAGAAUACAAUGCAUCUGUCAUUCUGACAGCUCCUACCGUGCCCUAUAAGGCGAUUCUUUCUUCACAGAAAUUGAUAAAGGUGAUGAAGGACUUUCCUCAGUUGAUUGUCAAACUGCUUAUCAUUUGUCAGAACCGAAGGGCUGUUCAGAAGGACCUGGUGUACAUUGAUGAUCACAGAGUCAUGAUGAAGUAUCUCUUUCCAAUGAAUGAAAUUGUAGUAGAUUUCUAUGAUACUCUGAAAUCCAUCUCAUCUGGAUAUGCUAGCUUUGACUAUGAAGAUGCAGGAUAUCAGACAGCUGAUCUUGUCAAAAUGGACAUACUUUUAAAUGGAAAUCCUGUAGAAGAGUUGAUUACUAUUGUGCAUCAAGACAAAGCAUAUACAGUUGCUAAAUCCAUGUGCGAACGUUUAAAAGAUGUUAUUCCAAGACAACUGUUUGAAAUAGUCAUUCAAGCAGCUAUUGGAAACAAAAUAAUUUGCAGAGAAACGGUGAAGGCAUAUAGAAAAAAUGUCCUAGCAAAAUGUUAUGGAGGAGAUAUUACACGGAAAAUGAAACUUCUGAAGAGGCAAGCAGAAGGAAAGAAGAAAUUGCGGAAAAUCGGGAAUAUAGAAGUGCCAAGGGAUGCUUUCCUAAGUGUUCUGAAAAGGCAGCCUGACAAAUAGUCUGCAGAUAUGACGCCCACCUAUUUAAAAAAAAGUAAUAGGCAGUUCACUGAUUGCUGGGUGCUGUCUUGUAUAUAUUCCCAAUGUAUAAUACACAGCUCAAUGAGUUAUCACUAA